UUUGUCAUCUUUUUUUGCCUGAUCUGGGAGCAGUCUUGCUUAGUGAGGGCUUGAUCUUCACCAUUGUAAAGCUGAUCUCGAACCUGCAAUAACUUCUUACAACACACUGUGCAGAUGAGGAAGAUAUUACAGACAAGAUGGGGCAAAAAAAAAAAAAAAUGCAGACUGUGUCUUGAGGUUUAGUUGAGUUGUUUGCGAAACAGGAAAAACAUUUGUUGACACUUUCACUUUUCAGAGCGCACUGCCUGUUACUUCCAUCGACUUAGUCUUCUGUGAGACAGAAAAGACACAUGGUUGGAUUAUACAUAAAGGGACAGGCGCUGUCACCUGUAUGGCAGGAGGCAAGUAGGUCCCACAUGAGGAACAGUGCUAUCAGGAUGUUGAUGCUGGAUGGGAUGCCAGCCCUGCCAGUUAAAAUCGAUCCUGCAGAGUCACAGAGACGGUCUCCUGUGAUCCAUGACUAUACAGAGAUGGGCGUGUUGGUGUUAAACCGCAGAUUUCGGACACAGUCGGAUGACAGACGGUUCCUGUCCGACCCCUUCCAGACGCAAACAGAGCCAGUGGACCUGUCCACCAACAGAGCCAGAACCUCCCCGUCACUUUCAGCACCGUCAUCUUUAUCCUCGUCUCCCUCGUCCUCGUCCUCAUCGUCAAUACGAUUCUGUCCACGGUCCCCUCCUUCCAGCAAGUCUCUGUCAUCUUCAUCACCGUCAUCAUCAUUAUCCAUGCCUUUAUCUUCCUCGACUUCAGUGAUAACCCCAGUUCCUCGUUUGAAGAUGUCUCCGUCCUGCUCUGGCCCAGUGCUGGCAUCUCCCCCAUCCAGGAGUCUCCAGGGGCAGUCGUUUUUGCACAUACCCCAGCUGAUGCCUCCUUGCUCCAGCCCGAUCCACCUCCACCCACGCAGGGUGCCGGUGGUGAUGCAGCCCAUGCCGCUGAUCUACACUGGGGUGAGAUCGCUGGGUAACAGCAGGCUCAUGAUGCCGCUGCUAGAGGAAAACAGGAUGCACAGGAAAGUCACACACCGAAUCGCAGAUGGACUGUCACCACGGCGAUCUUUGAGUGACAGCGAGGAUGAUGACCUGCCCAACGUGACCUUGGAGAGUGUGAAUGAAACAGGAUCCACAGCCCUGACUAUCGCCCGCGCUGUCCAAGAUUCCCUGUUGCCGUUCAGUAUUGAGAGUCUGCGGAGGCCCCGGCCUUCAGAGUCGCCCGACUCAAAGAGAAGACGCAUUCACAGGUGUGAGUUCGAGGGCUGUAAUAAGGUUUACACCAAGAGCUCUCAUCUUAAAGCCCACAGACGUACACACACAGGUGAAAAGCCAUACAAGUGCACGUGGGAUAACUGCACAUGGAAGUUCGCUCGCUCUGACGAGCUGACACGGCAUUACCGCAAACACACCGGUGUUAAACCAUUCAAAUGCAGCGACUGCGACCGCAGCUUCUCCCGCUCGGACCACCUCGCCCUCCACCGCCGCAGACACGUCCCACAGACAUGCAUAGUGUGAGAACGACACUUGACGGACAACAUAAGCAGACGGAGCGGGUCUCUGUCUGCCAGUGUCGCAUGCAGAAGGUCUGGAAUGAUUCCCCGCACAACAAUAAUGAGGUGAAGGACAUGGGAGUUAGGACAGGAAGAUGAGAUCUGCCUUGCCUCAUAUUGUUUAUCUUCUGCACUUUUAUGUGAGGUUUAUUCAUGAAGGAGUCUUGUACUAAUGAACUAUUAAAAGCCAUUUGCUGUUAAAUAUAUUUGAUUCUCCAAACUUUCAGGUUUGCCUUCAGGUUUACUCAUAGAAGCCUCAUGGAAUUGCAGUUUUUUAUUUUGAACAUAUUUAGAAUUCAUUUUGUAAUAGCCUACUUAUUUUUUGUCUAAAAAGCAUUGCAGAGUAGCCUAAGCCUGUGCAAGAUUUGGUUUUGCUUUUUGCAAAUAAAUGUCACUUUGAAAAAAAAAUAGGUAAUAAUGGCAGGGUAAUAAUGGCAUGGCAAUAAUGGCACAAACACAUUAGACAAAAACAUAAUGACAUUAUAACAAUGCAUUUACUGCAAGUUCACUUUUUAGCUUCAAACUCUGCAUGGGCUACAGUUAUCACUUUAUUAUGAAAUCUGAAGUUGUUUAUAUAUAUAUAUAUAUAUAUAUAUAUAUAUAUAUAUAACUGAAUGUGAGGAGAUGGUCGUACCAUUAAUGUAGUGUUCUGUCCUCUCAGGACUCGUCAUAUGAGAGAGACAUUCUCUCACACCUUUUUAAACUUUCCUUGCAUCAUUUGUGCACAAAACUAGUGUAGCAGAUGUCUGUAUAUUUUAUAGUCUUUACCAUGUGGUAUCUAAUUUUUGUUUGUUUGUAUGUAUGUCAUAUAUUUGUUCUGUAUUCUAAGAUUUGCACCCUUCUGUCCAUAAAUAUGUGAUGCCAAAAUUUAUAGUAUUUUACAGGGAACCCACUGACUAAAAAUCAUGUGUGUAAAUUAACGUCAAAUGGGCAUUCCUUUUUUUCUCUUCUACAAUGAUGUAUCUGUACAUGAUGUUAUGGUAAACAUUUCAGUUUUAUAUGGAUCUAACUGUGAAUUUAUAUAUAAAUACAGUAUAUGUUAGAAAAAGGCAUGAAUAAAAGCACCGAUUUGUAUGUAGAGAAAA
Molecule: messenger RNA, 2625 nt
Organism: Pimephales promelas (fathead minnow)
Lineage: Eukaryota; Metazoa; Chordata; Actinopteri; Cypriniformes; Leuciscidae
Source: RefSeq, a predicted model, not a curated record